Naegleria lovaniensis is the source of this 585-nucleotide messenger RNA. RefSeq lists its product as uncharacterized. NCBI's taxonomy places the organism in Eukaryota, Heterolobosea, Eutetramitea, Acrasida, Naegleriidae. Gene Ontology annotation, molecular function: calcium channel activity. Gene Ontology annotation, biological process: endoplasmic reticulum calcium ion homeostasis. The record is from RefSeq and is a predicted model, not a curated record. Gene Ontology annotation, cellular component: cytoplasm; endoplasmic reticulum membrane. The transcript has 2 exons. Bases 1 to 585 code for a protein of 194 amino acids.
AUGAAUAUUUUCUAUGCUUGUGUUGUCAUGAUGGUUGCCUUGUGCACAUCGCUGCUGACCACAUUUGUGGAGUGGAUAUUUGUUUAUCGGAAGAGUGAAUAUCAAGAAUUACAAGAUGAUAUUGACCAAAUUCAAAAGAGAAUUGAUAAAAUUAAGAAGGAAACCAUUGUGGUUCAUAAAGGAGGAAGUAUUAAUAACUCCAAAGAAGACCAAAAGGCUAUCAAGAGAAAGAAGGAUAACUUGACAAGAGAAAAGGAGCAACUCCGAGCUAAAAAUCAAGAGUUAUCCAUGUUUAAGAUGAAGAGUACCAUUAUUGUUGGUAUCAUCAUGAUUAGUGUUUUUGGAUUGUUGAACAAUGUCUUUGAUGGUAGAAUUGUAGCCAAGUUGCCUUUUGAGCCAUUCUCAAUUUUCCACAUGUUUACACACAGAAACAUUCCUGGAAGUGACUUUAGGGAUUGUGGAAUGUUAUUCAUUUACAUUUUGGCAAGCAAUAGCUUCAAGACGAGCAUUCAAAAAUUCUUUGGUUUUGUUGACAAGUCUCAAUCCAUGUUCCAAAUGCCAGAAGUUGAAGAAGAUGAGCAAUAA